This is a messenger RNA of Thunnus maccoyii (southern bluefin tuna), 3057 nucleotides long. Its product is annotated as gastrula zinc finger protein XlCGF57.1-like. Bases 275 to 2716 code for a protein of 813 amino acids. The record is from RefSeq and is a predicted model, not a curated record. NCBI's taxonomy places the organism in Eukaryota, Metazoa, Chordata, Actinopteri, Scombriformes, Scombridae. The transcript has 2 exons. Gene Ontology annotation, biological process: regulation of transcription by RNA polymerase II. Gene Ontology annotation, molecular function: RNA polymerase II cis-regulatory region sequence-specific DNA binding; DNA-binding transcription factor activity, RNA polymerase II-specific.
ACCGUUUCCGGUUUAACUUUCGCGCACUCCUCCAUUAUUCUGCAUUCAUUUCAAGUCUUUUUGACUGUAGCUAUUUUCAUUCCAGUUAGAAUUUAUUCCUGAAUUUUAUAAAACACCCAACAGGCCGCCGUAGAGGCUUUCAUUUUGAAACCUUUUCCCCGGAAGUCGUAUUUUCCGGCUUUAAUGAUGUGAGCAGUGAGCGGAGUGAAUCCGCUGCCUGGCUGUAAAUAACCGCAGGAAAACGGCUGUAUUCAGUAUAGUAAGGGGAGGAGAGAUGGACCGACACCGUGAAGUGCUGGAUGUCCUUUCAAACCCUGAAACGAAGCUGCGAACAGAAGCUUUACCUUUAGAUGUGCGAAAAGUGAUUGUUGGUGAAGAGCAGCAGGAGUGGAGCUCCAGUCUGGACCAGCAGGACCCAGAGCCCCCACACAUUAAAGAGGAACAGGAGGAACUCUGGACCAAUCAGGAGGGAGAGCAGCUUCAAGGGCUGGAGGAGGCUGAUAUCACCAAGUUCACAUUCACUCCUGUCCCUGUGAAGACUGAAGAUGAUGAAGAGAAACCUCAGUCCUCACAGCUUCAUCAAAGACAAACUGAGGAGAUGGAAACAGAAGCUGAUGGAGAGGACUGUGGAGGAUCAGAUACUGAUGACAGGACUUCAGACUCUUCUGAACCUGAUGACAGCGACAAAGUUUGGAAUAAGACAAUAGACCUUAAGUCAGCUUUAAACAAAACUAAAAAUAACAGUUGGAAUAGUGGCAAGGAAGCCUUUAGUUGCUCUGAAUGUGGCAAAGGAUUCAUCUACACGACAAAUCUGAAAAGACACAUGAUGAUUCAUAUCGGAGAGAAACCUUUCAGUUGUUCUGAGUGCGGUAGAACAUUUGUCCAGAGGUCACAUCUACACGAACACAUGAGAUGUCACACAGGAGAAAAACCUUUCAACUGUCCAGUCUGUAAGAAAUGUUUUUCACGAAGUUCAAACUUACAAAGACACAUGACGCUGCACACAAAGGAGAAAAGAUUCAGUUGCAGUGUUUGUGGCAAAAGAUUCACUUGGCUGAGUCAACUCACAAGACACAAGUGUGUUUGUAAAUCCUCACAGCUUCAUCAAAGCCAAACUGAACAGAUGAAGACAGAAGCUGAUGGAGAGGACUCAGCCAGGAACUCACAUCCAGACAGACAUUUACAAUCUGAUACUGAUGACAAGACUUCAGACUCUUCUGAACUUGAAACUGAUGACAGCGAUGAUUGGAAGGAGACCAGUGAACCUAAAUCAGGUUUAAGGUCUGCAGAAAAAGUGCCUGUUAGUGACAUGAAAUGUAAAACUGGCGGGAAAUCCAAAGCUACCUUCCGUAUGGGAGGAAAAUUGUGUAACAAGAAAUAUUUAAAGAUACACCGGAGGGCUCACACAGGAGAGAAACCACAUUUAUAUUUACAAGCAGAUACUGAUGUCAAGACUUCAAACCCCUCUGAACCAAAGACAGAAGUCAACGUUGGUAAUUGGAAGGAGACCAGUGAACCUCAGUCCUCACAGCUUCAUCAGAACCAAACUGAACAGAUGGAAACAGAAGCUAAUGGAAAGGACUGUGGACCAGCCAGAAACUCAUAUCCAGAUAGACAUUUACAACCAGAUACUGAUGACAGGACUUCAGACUCUUCUGAACCUGAUGACAGUGACAAAGAUUGGAAUAAGAAAAGGGAACCUAAAUCAGCCUCAAACAAAACUAAAAAUAACAGUUGGAAUAGUGGCAAGGAAGCCUUUAGUUGCUCCGAGUGCGGCAAAAGAUUCGUCUACACGAGAAAUCUGAAAAGACACAUGAUGAUUCAUAUUGGAGAGAAACCUUUCAGUUGUUCUGAGUGCGGUAGAACGUUUGUCCAGAAGUCACAUCUACAGGAACACAUGAAAUGUCACACAGGAGAAAAACCUUUCAACUGUCCAGUCUGUAAGAAAUGUUUUUCACGAAGUUCAAACUUACAAAGACACAUGACGCUGCACACAAAGGAGAAAAGAUUCAGUUGCAGUGUUUGUAAAAAAAGAUUCACUUGGCUGAGACAACUCACAAGACACAAGUGUGUUGAUGAGUCCUCGCAGUUUCAUCUAAGUCAAACUGAGGAGAACAGAGAGGCAGAGCCUCCAGCCAGCAGCUCCACUGAACUGAUGAAAAGAAAAGCUGAUGGAGACGACUGUAGAGGAUCAAAACCAGCCAGGAACUCACAUCCAGAUAGAUAUUUACAACCAGUCAGUGAUGACAAGACUUCAGACUCUUCUGAGACUGACGUCAGUGAUGAUGAUUGGCCACAGACAAGGAAACCUCAGUCACACUUAAACACUCUUAAAAAUAAUGACGACCCUUUAAGUGACAUGAGCUGUAACGCUGCUCAGAGAUCAUUUAGCUGCUCUGAAUGUGGUCAAAGGUUUGGUCGAAAGCCACAUCUGAACGCACACAUGAGAAUUCACACGGGAGAGAAACCAUUUAGCUGCUCCUUCUGUGGCAAAAGAUUUUCUCAAAAGGGAAACUUAACAAGUCACCUGAGACUUCACACAGGAGAAAAACCGUUCAGUUGCACAGUUUGUAAAAAAACGUUUAGAUACAGUGGAGAUGUUAGCAGACACAUGAGAAUCCACACAGGAAAGAAAACAAUCAGUAGUAAUGUCAUGAUUGACAAUAACAUACAAGAUCAGAACCAGCCAACAACGUGGAUCCAGAUAGUCAUUUAAAACUACUUACUUACGAUGAAGUUUUAGAAAGUGAUGUGUUAAGUAAUACUGUUAAGGAGUCAUUUUGCUGCAGGGACCAUCUAAAGAGGCACAUGGAGGAGAAACUCUCCAUGAAUUCAGACAGUGAGCAGAGCUGACAUGAGGGGCAUUAUUAACUCAACACAUUGUAAAUUUACACACAAGUUUUCCAAAAAUAAAAUCACGUGCAAUGAAUGCUCUUCAAUGUGCUUACACUCUCUGUGAAUGUAAACUGUAACUGGACCCGCUGAGUCGACGGUGGUCGUACAGUUAUGUCAUCAUAUUCUUUAAAUAAAUUUACAGGACGCAGUUAGUUUGGAAAA